UCGUUUUGGAGUGUUCUUGAUGUUUGUAAUUAAGCUCGAUUCUUAUUCCUUAAAAUGUUUGCCCUAUUAGCCAAAAACUUUAGGACAUAUACAAGACUGGAAAUACUUUUGUAUCUCCUGUUGCCUCUGUUAAUGUUACAUUUAGUUAUUUUGCGAUGCCACGGAGAUAAGAACACUAUCCAGUGUUCAGAGCGACGUAAUGGAUUGCUUGGAGGUAAUACGAAACUGUAUCCGCUGCAGAAUUUCCUAGAAAGUUCCAAUGAUGUGGGUCUCGUUUGGAAACUUUUACUAUACACGAAUGCAGAUUCAAUGGCGGAUAAACUUGUACCCGCAUUAAGAAAUUCCUUACAGCUGAGUGAUGUGAUUCGAGUUAAGAACGAGGCUAAUAUGGCUAAAUAUCUAAUUAAUGGCAACUAUUUGGGCGGCAUACUUUGGAAGGUCAAGGAUAUGGACACCGAAGUAACCAUUCGGUUUCCCAGUAUCCUGCGAACUAGGCCGGACAAUCUUUGGCAUACGGAUAAAAGAAUAUCGGAUCUUCCAGAGUCCUACUACUCCGAUGAGGGAUUCUUGCAAAUAAUAAAUGCUAUUACUGCAUUUCUAAGUCAACCGGACUCUAACCAGGCUCAUAAGAAUUCUGACGUAACGAUCGCAUCACAUCCAUUUAUUCUUGAUGGAAAAUAUAAAAAUUAUUUAAAUCGCGUACUUUUCGAUCCAACUAAAAGGCGAGAGGAAUAUAUUUUGGGCUUCUACCUUGGCGUCUUGUACAUUUAUCCUUUUAUCCGAUUGGUUAUGCAUAUGACCAGGGAAAAGACGAGACAGCAAGUUGAUUUAAUGAAUAUGGCAGGGUCAAAUCGGUUCUUGCACUAUUUAUGCUGGUUUAUAUCCACUUUUGUUGUCUUAUUCAUUAUUAAUUUACUGACUAUAUUUUUACUUAAGGUAAGAAUUUACUUGAAAAUGCAGAGAUUUUCAAAAAGGAUUUAUAUUUAUUAAUUUAAUAUUAGUUUAUUGAAUUUGUUUAUAAAGCAGCUAUAAAAUAGCUAAAACAGUUCUAGCUAGAACACCAGCACAGAAUAUGUAUCGAUAUAUCGAAUAGUGGCGCCAUCUGUUUAGCAAUUUCCUGAACUAAAACAAUCUUUGCAUUAAAUAUUUAUUUAUUUAAUUAUUUUCUUUCUUUUCAGGCGGCUUUCUGUAAAAAUGGAAGUGUCUUACAGUGCUCAAAUUUCUGGGCUUUACUUUUUGUCUUUUUCAUAUGGUCAUUGUGUGGCAUUUGCUUUUGUUUCUUAGUUUAUAGUUUAAUUAAUAAUGUCAUAUUGGCUGCAUUUGUGGCAGCUUUCUUCUGCAUUCUAGGAUUUCUGCUUUUUGCAUUUUUUCACUCAAUGUUUAUAAUUCUGGACUAUAUUCUCAGUAUAUUACUGCAGUAUGCUUUCCUAGCAGUCCUAAGGCGUAUACUUUAUUUCGAAUAUUAUGAUAAUACAGGACUGCAGUGGCAUCAUAUGAUUUCAUUUAAAAAUACUUCUCAGUCAGGCUUAACUAAUGACGUUGGUUAUAUUCU
Messenger RNA from Drosophila kikkawai, 1552 nucleotides. Lineage: Eukaryota; Metazoa; Arthropoda; Insecta; Diptera; Drosophilidae. The record is from RefSeq and is a predicted model, not a curated record.